AUGUCGUCGAUAACUGGGGCCACGCUAAUCGAUGCUGAACGGGCCGCCGAAAGCAAUGCCACCGCCUUCCUCGCUGUUAUCUGCGUAUUUUGGAGCCUGGCGUUUGUCACGGCGUGUGUCCGGGUCUACACCCGUGCGAUCCUCGUGCGCUCCUUCGGCAAGGAUGAUGCGUUUAUGGUGAUGGCCGUGCUGUGCGCAGUGGCGGGACUAGCCGCGUGGAUCGUCGAGUGCAAGAACGGAUAUGGUCGCCACAUAGACACAAUACCACGGUCCGAGUUCUCCAAACUCAUGGAGGCGCAGUUCUACCAGUCAGUCUUCGAAGCGGCGUUCGCCUUUGGCCUGCUCAAGAUUUCCAUCGCCUUGUCACUGCUUCGGCUAAGCAAGGGAAGCUGGUACCACAGGAUACUAUGGGCACUUAUCGGGUUUACUUGCUUCUACACCGUCUUCGCCUUCAUUACGUUCCUGACUUACUGCAAGCCCAUUGCAGGCCAAUGGGAUCCGUCCGUUCGCAGGACGAAGUGCUACAGCAGAGCCACGUACAGGAAUUUCGGGCUCUUUAACGUUGCAUGCAACAUACUGACGGAUAUCUCCUUCGCGACGUUGCCGAUACCCCUGAUCUGGAACCUCCAGCUCCAGCGGCGCGUGCGCAUAUACCUGAUCGCCAUUCUUAGUGGCGGUUACUUCGCCGUUGCCCUUGGAAUCGCCAAAGGGAUAUUCAUCAUCGCAUAUGUGAAGGAAACAGAUGGGACAUUCUUCCCAUGGGCGCCAUUCUUGGGAUCACUCCAGCUCGACAUUGGGAUCAUCGCCGCCUGCGCCCCCACCCUUCGACCACUUCUCGGACGCGCACUCAGGCUGUCCAGCACCCUUGACCCUUACCGAGGUGCGAACUACUAUCGAGCUGGCAUGGCUCUCAAUCGACUCCCCGUCACUGGCGAGUCGGCUCGCGGGUACCUAAGACAGAAUACUCGGUCGGGCGACUUCGUCGAGCUGGCCAAGGUCGAAGAGCACUGGACAGCGGCACACGGCGGAGACCAUUUGACUUUCCUUGCAACCACUGUCCACGCCGAGCACGCGACAAAUCAAGGUCAAGGCAGUCGAGAGACCUCGAGCAGCGACAUCGGCGCCGUCUUGCCUCCUAGAGACACUCCCAGGUUCAAGGGCAUUCUCAGGACGAUUGAGGUCCGGGUGGAGAAGUGAAGCCGCGGGCGGAUACCGGCCGAUUCAUCCACUCCAACGGCUGGUACUGUACAACGACAAGCAGCCAAAAGGCGUGUCAGAACGUCAAACUCCAGGAGCCCGCAUCGUAGUGGAGUCCCACCCAUGCGUUUCUGAACAUACCGACUUCGAGAGUUGCUGUGCCACAGAGGAUAAGCUUGGUCGGAUUGGCGCGCCAGGAAAGGACCAAAGCCUACCCAAGUCCAGUCUUUCCGGCCUGAUGCCCCUUGUUUCAGAGGAUAUAUUCCGCACACGGAG
Messenger RNA from Chaetomium strumarium, 1473 nucleotides. RefSeq lists its product as uncharacterized. NCBI's taxonomy places the organism in Eukaryota, Fungi, Ascomycota, Sordariomycetes, Sordariales, Chaetomiaceae. The record is from RefSeq and is a predicted model, not a curated record. The coding region runs from base 1 to 1197 and encodes 398 amino acids. The transcript has 7 exons.